Messenger RNA from Malaclemys terrapin pileata, 1603 nucleotides. RefSeq names its product uroporphyrinogen decarboxylase (gene UROD). Gene Ontology annotation, cellular component: cytosol. The transcript is spliced from 10 exons. Gene Ontology annotation, molecular function: uroporphyrinogen decarboxylase activity. Gene Ontology annotation, biological process: heme biosynthetic process. NCBI's taxonomy places the organism in Eukaryota, Metazoa, Chordata, Testudines, Emydidae. The record is from RefSeq and is a predicted model, not a curated record. The coding region runs from base 374 to 1483 and encodes 369 amino acids.
AGACCCCACACGCUCACUGCUCCCCCAGCCCUUCUCUCCGCGCCGCACUGGGAGGGGAAGUUAUCACCCCUGCCAGGGCUGUUUCCCUUUUCUGAAUGCGCCUCUACACCUGGCUUUACGGUAGAUGGCCUUGCGCGCAGGCAGAGCCAGGGGCACCCCUCGUCCCAUCAGCCCGCGGCGGGGUCAUUCAGGCACCUAGUGGGGCAGCUACAGCGCAGCCCGGAAGUGGAGGGCAAGGAGCCCGCCCCCAAUGUGGGCGUGGCCUGAGCAAGAUGGCGGCGCCCGUGGGCCCCUCGGGGGGGCGUGACUCCGCGCUGGUGGGAGGGGGCAGCGGAGCCGCCCGCAGCAGAGCCCGGGCGGCGGGCGCAGGAGCAUGGAGGGGAACAGCCCGCUGCGGCCCCAAGACUUCCCUGCGUUGAAGAAUGACACGUUCCUUCGAGCGGCGAGAGGGGAAGAGACGGAGUACACCCCGGUCUGGUGCAUGAGGCAGGCCGGCCGAUACCUCCCAGAGUUCCGGGAGACCCGAGCUGCCCAGGACUUCUUCGCCACCUGCCGAAGCCCGAAGAUGUGCUGCGAACUGACCCUGCAGCCGCUGAGACGAUUUCCCCUGGAUGCUGCCAUCAUCUUCUCUGACAUCUUGGUGGUGCCCCAGGCGCUGGGCAUGGAGGUGGUGAUGGUGCCCGGCAAAGGGCCCACUUUUCCAGAGCCCCUCAAGGAGGUGGAGGACCUGCUGAAGCUGCGGCAGAAGGUGGACGUGUCGGAGGAGCUGGGCUACGUCUUCCAGGCCAUCACGCUGACCCGGCACAGCCUGGAGGGCAAAGUGCCCCUGAUCGGCUUCUCCGGGGCGCCGUGGACCCUCAUGUCCUACAUGAUUGAAGGCGGCGGCUCCAACACCAUGGCCAAGGCCAAGCGCUGGCUGUACCGGCACCCUGAGGCCAGCCACCGCCUGCUGCAGCUGCUGCGGGACGUCAUCGUGGAGUACCUGGUGGGCCAGGUGGCAGCCGGCGCUCAGGCUCUCCAGCUGUUCGAGUCCCACGCCGGGCACCUAGGCCCCGAGCAGUUCCGGGAGUUUGCCCUGCCCUACAUCCGGGCCAUUGCCAAGCACGUGAAGAACAAGCUGCAGGCAGAAGCGCUGCCCCUGGUGCCAAUGAUCGUCUUCGCCAAGGACGCGCACUACGCGCUGGAGGAGCUGGCCCAGGCUGGCUACGAGGUGAUCGGCCUGGAUUGGACCAUCCAGCCCCAGGCGGCUCGAGAGCGGACGGGCCACCGCAUUACCCUCCAAGGGAACCUGGAUCCCUGCGCCCUGUAUGCACCCAAGGAGAAGAUCGGGGAGCUGGUGAAGAGGAUGCUCGAGGGGUUCGGGACCCAGCGCUACAUCGCCAACCUGGGCCACGGGCUGUACCCCGACAUGAGCCCUGAGCACGUGGGCGCUUUCGUAGAAGCUGUGCACACGCACUCCCGCCACCUCCGCACGCCCGACUGAGCCCGCCCGGGACCCUGCCGGCGAGAGGACUGCGCGGUGCCACCGGCGGCUCUGCUGUCUGGGCGUGGGGGUCUCGGCCUGGCUGGCCUAAGCACCUAAUUAAAGCUCCUUGUUUCCUGA